Messenger RNA from Spodoptera littoralis (African cotton leafworm), 666 nucleotides. The record is from the annotation of a GenBank genome assembly. NCBI's taxonomy places the organism in Eukaryota, Metazoa, Arthropoda, Insecta, Lepidoptera, Noctuidae.
AUGUUUUCGCCGCGAUUGCUUGCGGUCUGCGCUGUUUUAGCGACUGCCGUCGCUGUGCCGGUCACUGACGGACCAGUCCGGCCUAUUACGACAAUUACCGAAGAAGAUUUCGAGAACCCAUGGCUCGGUUUCCCUAUGUUCGGUAACCUGUUCGCUCCCCUAUGGAAAUUGUUCCCGACGUUCGCUGACAUUGGACCCAGAAUCAUCGCUGAUGACGACAAAUUCCAAGUUAUUGUAAAUGUUAAGGACUACAAGAGAGAUGACCUGAAGGUUAAGGUCAAGGGUGACUUCAUCUUCAUCCAGGGUUCACAUGAGGCCAAGCAGGACGACCGUGAUGUAUUCGCCAGCCAGUUCUUCCACACAUACACGCUACCAGCCAACUCUUCGAGUACUGAUGUCACCGCUGAGCUAACAAGUGACGGCAACCUGAUCGUCACUGCUCCAGUCACCGGAGCCAUCGACAGAGCAAAGGACGUCGAUAGGGAAGUGCCCAUUGUGGAAACUGGAAAGCCAUACAUAGAAGACAAAGUAGAGAAGACGACUCCUCAGCCUGCGGCUACUGUCACUGAUGAUGACGAGAGGAAAGAACCAACGACUCCCGCUGAAAAAGAAGAUGUGACCGAAAAAGAUAACGUUAUUCCUCACGGAAACGAGAUUCCGCUUUAA